AUGAGGCUCAACGUUAAAAAGUGUGUGGUGGUUACAUAUAGUAGAGCUAGAAGGCCUGUGGAUUAUAAUUACUGCCUAAGCAACCUGCCCCUCGCUAGAAGUGACAACAUUCGAGAUCUGGGUGUUGUACUGUCUGCGGAUCUGAGUUUCUCACGCCAUAUUGAGGAAAUUUAUUCUAAGGCCACCAGGAUAUUGGGACUCAUCAUGAGAUCCUCUAGAUGUGGUCUGAGUAUAGAGGCGCUUCGCACACUGUACAUUUCUUUGGUGAGGUCAAGACUUGAAUAUUGUAGCUCUAUAUGGUCACCCCACCAACAGUGCUACAUUGAUCGUCUGGAGAGUGUCCAGUGCCGAUUUCUACGUCUUAUUGGGUGUAGGAUGGGUUACAUGUACCGGGAUGUACCUACCCAGGACAUCAGAAGGUUUCUUGGACUUGAUACCCUGGCCAAGAGGAGGGAAAUCAGUGAUGCCAUGUUCCUGUUCAAGAUACUAAAUGGACGAAUCAACUGUCCUGAUCUGCUUGCGCUGAUUGACCUGCAUGUUUCCCCACCUAGAUCCACUCGUUCCAAUGUGCUGUUUGCUCGCCAACACUGCUCCACGAACUAUGAACUUUAUAGCCCUCUGCCUAGACUGCAUCGACUCGGCAAUCGGCUCUGUCAUUAUGUGGACUUCUUUGACUGCUGUCCACGGGUUGUCAAGAGGAUUGCGUCUUCGGUUCUUGAGGAACAGUAA
This is a messenger RNA of Macrosteles quadrilineatus (aster leafhopper), 729 nucleotides long. RefSeq lists its product as uncharacterized. The transcript has a single exon. Bases 1 to 729 code for a protein of 242 amino acids. Lineage: Eukaryota; Metazoa; Arthropoda; Insecta; Hemiptera; Cicadellidae. The record is from RefSeq and is a predicted model, not a curated record.